AUGGCUGCUUCAGUUACUUCCCAGAUUCAAUCUGCGCUAGGCCAUGUAUCAGUGUUAUUAAUCAUAGCCCCUUUGUUCGCUCUUGCAAUUAUAAUAAAAGCUAUCUGUAACGAUUGUUGCUACGCUCGAUCAAGGCGUAAUGGAUUUGAUCACCCAGACAAUGAUUUCCCAACUAUGGAAAACAGGGGUUUGGAUAAAGAGUCUCUGGAUGGUCUGCCUAUAGCUGAAUAUAAAUCACAGAGUAUGAGCGAAGAUCUCGAAUGUGUAGUGUGUCUCUCUAACUUUGAAGAGAAUGAAAAAAUUAGGGUUUUGAACAGUUGUAAUCACAGCUUUCAUGUAGAGUGCAUAAAUAUGUGGUUGCAAUCCCACACUAGUUGUCCAAUUUGCAGACAAAGGGUGUCAUCGAAUGGAUCUCCCACCAUAAUGAGUUCAAGCAGAGGGAGAGAAGACACAUCCUCAACUAUUGAUGGUACAAGUGUGAGUGUUGUUCGUCUGCAUCUGGUGAGAGGGCAGAGAAGCUCUAGAGCAGUGCAGCAGUCAAAUCGAGUAAAUGUGUUAAUGUUAAUGAACGAGGCUUUGAGUCAUCAAGGAAUGUAUGCUGGAAGACAAGCGCUACACACUGCUAUUAACAUUGGACCUUAUUAG
Molecule: messenger RNA, 645 nt
Organism: Cryptomeria japonica (Japanese cedar)
Lineage: Eukaryota; Viridiplantae; Streptophyta; Pinopsida; Cupressales; Cupressaceae
Product: putative RING-H2 finger protein ATL62
Exons: 1
Coding region: 1-645 (214 amino acids)
Source: RefSeq, a predicted model, not a curated record